AUGGCACUGAAUGUGCGGAUCCAGACUGCCUGUCUUCUGCUCCUCCUCCUGGCCAGCCUGGCCAGUGCCUCAGCUCUGCACCAGACAACACAGCUUGCAGACCUCCAGACCCAGGAUACAGCUGGAGCCACAGCUGGCUUGAAGCCUGGGCUGCAGAGGCUGAGGAGGCGAGACACUCACUUCCCCAUCUGCAUCUUCUGUUGUGGCUGCUGUUAUCCAUCAAGGUGUGGGAUCUGCUGCAAGACGUAG
Molecule: messenger RNA, 249 nt
Organism: Pipistrellus nathusii (Nathusius's pipistrelle)
Lineage: Eukaryota; Metazoa; Chordata; Mammalia; Chiroptera; Vespertilionidae
Source: the annotation of a GenBank genome assembly